CCUCUCUGUAGCUCUUCACAAAAGCCAUCGCGCCCUCCAGAAGCUAAAGACCGCAACCAGCCAGCGAGGAAGGUGCAGCCCCCCCCUUCCUUUCAGCCUCCUACACUCUCGCCUAGGACCCGCCUGCGACGCAAGAUGGUGUCGUUCGCGUCGCCGCUGUUCUGGCAGAUCAACUAUUUGGUGACCAACCUCAGCAAGAAAAACUUCAAGUCCAAUGUGGCUGAGCUCAACCAGCUCGUGGAGCUCUAUGGAGAAGACGCGCGUAUCUUCCUACUCAACUGCCUCGUCAAGGACAUCGAUUUCCGCGACGCUCGUGGCCAGAAGGACGCACUGAAGAUCCAACUGCUCACGCACGAGGUCGCCCAGGCCUCGUCGCGCCCUAAUUUCACCACUUUCAUCUGCGAGGUGCGUCCUCGGCGCUAUCUUUUCGCAAUAUUUUAAAUUUUAUUGUAAAUUUAUGAUAUUUUAUGACAGGCGAUCGAAGGAAGCUCGCCCGACUCCGCAGCCGUCAGUGGACGACAUGUGACCGAGGAAUUCCUCCAGUUCUUCUGUAAGACUCUGAAGCUCAGUCUCCCCCAGCAAGUGACGGUCGGUCUAGCCUUCGCCCAGGGCGAGAACGCCGAGAGCUCCGCCCAAGCCAUCCAGUUCCUGCGCACCAAAAUCCCCGAGAUCUCGUCCUGCGGUGCCAAACUUCCGUCGGACGUGCUCCACUCGCUCGUCUUCGUGCUGCGUAUGAAGAAGGAAUUCCACGCCAACAUCGCCGAGACCGACUCAUUCCUCGCUAGUAUCUCCUCAGCGCACCCGAACGACAUGGGUUCGCUUGAAAUGGCCCCAUUGACCAUGGGCGACCCCGAACACGUGGACUGCGAACCCGUGACGGACUCGGACUCGCUCAGUAAGCUCAUCUCGGACGUGUCUUCGAGCUGUCUGUUCUAUGAAUUGAUGGAGGAUGUCGGCUACUCGUGUACGGCAUCUCCACAGGCGUUCCGUACGCUUCUGGCUGAGGCUGGACUGGCGAAGGCACCCACGAUCCCACCGGCUCAAGUCGCGGGUAUGCUGGCGAUGCUCUCGCGGACUUACACUGGUCUGGAUGCGAAGAACGGAGCCACUUUGAUGGCGAAUCUUACGAUUGACUUUGAGGCGUCCGCGUCGGACGAGGCAGCAGCUGCACCCGUGCGGGAAAACUGGGACCUCGAGGUUAUCGCUGAUGUGUUGCAGAAAGACUACGGCUCUAUCAAGUGGACCAAGGUGGCGGAGAAGCUGGAUCGUGCCGAUCUUAACAUCCAGAAUGUGGCUCAGCUCCGUGUGCUUAUUACGGCGUUCCAGCGGUUCUCGCAGACCAAGUUCCGUGUGACGACCUUGCUCCGGCCCUGGAAGAACAGCCGCGCGCACAUUAGCAUCCUGAAGGCCGCUGUAGAGGCUCCACCGGAAGUGCUUUCGUUCUCCGAAUCGCCGCACAAACUCGCGCCGUUCGAAGGCGCCGACGCGUCAGCUGUCCCCAAGAAUGGUGUGUGGUUCUCGUUAGAUAUUGUGGACACGCUACUGCAAGUAUCGGAGCAAGACUGUUACGGUGACGUUCGCAAGCUUCUGGAUAGCGCAAUGAAGACCUGUCCGGAUGUUCUGAUCGCCAACUUGGCGCAGGCGUCGCCUCGUUGGAACGCGCUACGUGAUGACAUGUUCUCGGAGCUCUUUAGCACGUACAUCAUGGGUCGUCCCAAUGCUCCGCUUAUCAUGCGCCACCUGUGGUCUGUAGCGCCCAAACUGGUACUGUACGCGAGUGUCAAGUGCUUCUACGCUGCAACGGCCCCACACAUUGUGUCGCGGCUAUUCGCGCUCUUCCGCAAUACUGGUGACUCGUUCGCGUCCGCCAUCCACUCGAACUAUUUCUCGUUUGCUUUGGCACUGGCCACCAUGGGAGCCAACCACGACGUGCUAAACUUAGAGACGUGGCUGGUGGAGCGUCUGGCGUCUCAACGGACGGCGUUUGCGACCUCGUGCUUGGCCUUCGUGCACCGCAACUACGCUCGAGCGGUGCCUAAGAGCAACAUUACUCCGCAGUCGAGUCAUGUGCUGUCUAUUGAGUCGUUGGCGACUAUUCUUAAGUGUAUUAUGGCCGUUCAGGGGGCGCUACCCGUUACUAUCGCACAAGAGCUCAAGCGUAUUAUCACUCUCUGCAUGGAAACCCACCCAGUCAUCUCGGCGUCCACACGCCCCGCCGGUGAAGUUGGCAAUGCGCACGCACCAGGUGUGGUGGGGGCAGGUGCUGGCCUUGGCGCCGCAGCUGCAGCAGGCGCAGGUGUUGGAGCUGGAGGCGAGGGAGUCUCGAGUGGUGGGGACACCUCAACGUACACGGCGGAGAUGAUCGAGGAGCAGGCUAACGCGUACUUCCAGCAGAUCUACACGUCCGAGCAGAAUAUCAACGACGUCGUGGCGAUGCUGAAACGUUUCCAAGGUUCUCGUGACGAGCGCGAGCGGCAGAUCUUCUACUGCAUGAUCCACAACCUGUUCGAUGAGUACCGAUUCUUCCCACGGUAUCCUGAGAUGGAGUUGCGGAUUACGGGCGUUCUCUUCGGCAAGCUGAUCGAGCACCAAGUGCUGCCACCCAACUUCCUGCAAACUGCACUGCGAUCUGUGCUGGAGAGUCUUCGCGAGCCUGUGAACUCAAAAUUCUUCUUCUUCGGUGCAUGUGCGUUGCAGCAGUUUGUGCCGCGGUUGCGAGAAUUGCCCGCGUACUGUACGAACCUGUCGCAAAUCCCUCAUUUGCAGCACGCUCUGCCUGAGAUCAUGCGCCAAGUGAACCAAGUUAUUCGUUCAAUUGCUGUGUCAGGACCUACGGUGGAUGCGAGUGCUGGCAGUGGUGGUGCCUUAUCAUUGGGUGGCACAUUACCACCUUUAGGUGGUGCGGCGGAGGGAGAUGGAGCCUCGAGACUGAGCAGCAGCGCCGCAUCGUUUGGUGCUGGAUCACCGCCACCUGCCGCGAAGGCUCAGGAUGAUAUCGGUAUCCAGAUCCCGUCCUCGAUCUUGAGUCGGUCGGCGGGUCCAUCAUUGACUUCUCCAUCACCCAAUGCACCGGCUGGCUCUCCACCACCUCCUGCUGCCCCUGCACCGGAGCUGAAUGUGGACCACAUCUUCCACGAGUCAAGCAAGGUUGACGAAAGUGAGGUGAUCGAGCAACCGGACGAAAACGUGAAGGAUCGAAUCCACUUCAUUGUGAACAACAUGUCGAUUUCGAACCUGGAAGCGAAGAUCCCAGAGGUGCGUAAGAUGUUGCUACCAGCGUAUCACGCGUGGCUCGCGAACUAUUUGGUGGUCAAGCGUAUCUCGACUCAGCCCAACUACCACACGGUUUACCUGAUCUUCAUCGAAAAACUCGUGCGUCCGGAGCUGGAGCGUGAAAUCCUGAAGCGUACUCUUCAGAAUGCUCGCAAGCUGCUGACCUCAGGAACGAUCACGACGAACUCACAACAGCGUUCAUUGCUGAAGAAUCUGGGUUCGUGGCUCGGUGUGUUCACCCUCGCGCGCAACAAGCCUCUGUUGCAGCGUGACUUGGACUUGAAGGAGCUGCUGUACGUGGGCUACGAGACUGGUCACCUUAUUGCUGUGACGCCUUUCGUUGCCAAGAUCCUUGAAGGCUGCAAGAAGUCGAAGAUCUUCAAGCCGCCUAACCCGUGGGUUAUGGGUCUUAUCCAUGCCAUGAGCGAGAUCUAUGAUGUACCGGACCUGAAGCUUAAUCUCAAGUUCGAGAUUGAAGUCCUGUUCAAGUCGUUCAAGUUGAACGUGGAGGACCAGCGCAAGGCGCAGCUUCUGCAUACGCGUCGUGCUCCACCUCGUACUGCCAACCCGGACUUCAAUGUCAAGGUCCCAAAGAAUGCGAUGAUGGGACAGCGGUCUGCCACGCCUCCUCCUGGCUCAGGAGUCAAGUUGGGUCGACCACUGACACCGGGCAAGAUGAAGAAGCCAGGCGAAGGGUUCGCUCCUGCUGGCAGUCCGACUGGAAGGGAAGGAGUGGCAGGUUACGGUCUUGGAACAAGCAAUACUGGAGCUGCUGCUGCAGAGUCGACGGUGAUUCCGAACCUGGCUUCGUAUGUUGCUGUGAACCCUGAGCUUCCACUGCGUAACGUGAACUUGCGUCGUCUUGUACCUCUUGCCGUGGAUCGUGCUAUUCGCGAGGUGAUCUCACCUGUGGUGGAGCGCAGUGUCACAAUUGCGUGCAUUACUACUCGUGAGGUGAUUCUGAAAGACUUUGCUACGGAGUGUGAUGAUACGAAGAUGCGGAAGGCGGCGCAUCUGAUGGUGGCGUCAAUGUCUGGAUCGUUGGCACUUAUCACGGCGAAGGAGCCGCUUCGCAAUGCUAUUGGUACGCAUCUGCGUGCUCUGCUUCCCACCAGCGCUGGCGACCCACAGCAGCUUGAGCAUGUGAUCCAGGUUUGUUCCAACGAGAACACGGAUCUGGGUUGUAUGCUAAUUGAGAAGGCGUCGUCCGAGAAAGCCAUGCGUGACAUCGAUGAGGCUCUGGCAGGUGCUUAUGCAUCACGUCGGCGAUACCAGCAGCAGCAAGCGCAGGCUGGAAAGGCACCAGGUGCCGACGGAGUGCACUUCUUCGAGGGCAGCGCUAGCAGCUCGGCCGUGGCGGCCUCUGCUGGUUCUCCGGGUGCUCCUAGUGGCCAAUGGCCAGCAGCUUUGCCUGAAGUUUUUAAGCCCAAGCCUGGUGGCGUCCCGCCCAUGCAACUUGUGGUGUACGAGGCCUUCCAGCGUAUCCCACGACCCACUUCAAUGCCUCUUUCGUCUCGUCCAGGUGCUGCCGCAUACUCAGGCGCUGCUGUCGACAAGGAGGGAGACACUGCUGGUGUGACUGUGACUGCUGCGUUGGAUCGCUUUGCUGGAUUACUGGAGCGUUUCGAGCUGUUCGUGCAAAAAGUGGCUCGUCAGGCUGCGGCUGCUCAGCGUGAGCUUCCAUCGCUGCUGGCGAUUCCGGCUGAAAGUGAGGUCUUCGCUGUUCUCCGUGAGGUUCGUGCCCUGGGUGGAAGUGUGCGACCGGCUUUGCGCGAUGAAGCCUGCCUCAAGAUCGCGAACCGUAUUGUGAAGUUCAUGUACGAAUUGGGUAACGGCGGUCGAGGCAACGAGCUGUUCUUGGAGAUUCUCGUGAGCUCGUUGGAGGCACUGACAGCCAGCUGUGAUAAGCUGCGCAAGGAGAUUGUUGGAUGGGUCUUGCGCGCCCCAGUGGACGAUAAACUGAAGCUUCACUGUGAAAUUAUUGUGGCUCUUAUCCGCUACAAGGUGGUGGAUGCUAGUGAGUUUGACGUGUACCUGGCUCGCAACAUGGAGCGCAACAGUGUGGCUAUCGAGUUUGCAGUCCACGUUGUUCGUCAAUGCCUCAUGAUGGAGCACGUUGCUGUCGCUGCCCAGUUGCCGAACACUCUGGAAGCUCUUGCACGCAUUGUGGAGCGUCACGGAGGUGCUACAGCGAACAAGAACGUGCAGAUUCUUGCUGCUCUCUUGGAGCAGGCUCGUGUGCAAAAGCUGCAGAACCGCCCAGCGCCGCCAGCGCCACAGAAGAGUAUGGGGGCGAUUGGUAGUGGCGCUGCCAAGGCCACUGGGGAGCGACCUCUGGUACAGGAACAUGCAGCUUUCAAGCACACAGUCAGCAACGCGCUGGAGCACUGGAUCGCCAUUUACAAGGAACCGACGGGCAACUCGAAGAUGCACGCUCAGUAUCUCCAGAUGCUGAAGCAAUACGGAUUGCUUGCUGACGACGAAAGUGUGUCGCUGUUUUUCAAGUUCGGCACGGAACUGUGUGUGGAUGCAUGUUUGAAGAGCUCCUUCGCUGCGAGUGACCCCGCUGCGCUCAAGGCUGGCGUGAAGGUUCCGCUGAACUACGCGGUGCUGGACGCUCUGACGCACUUGAUGGCGCUGCUGGUCAAGUACCUUGACCCAGCGCCCGCGGCGAAGCUUCAGGUGUUGAACCAUGCUGUUGGUGCAAUUGCCAAUGUGUUGGUUGCCGCCCAUGACUUGUCGCGCAAGAAGAAGGCCCCCUUCGACCAGCGCGUGUUCUUCCGUAUGUUCGUGAACCUCAUGAAGGAGUUGACGGCUCAGGAACCGGCUUUGGAUGCUAUCCACCUUCAGGUCCUCAACACAUUUGCCAGCGCGUACAACACGCUGCAGCCUAUGGGACUUCCUGGCUUCGUGUUUGCUUGGACAGAGCUCAUCUCGCACCGCUGCUUCAUGCCGCUGCUACUGCGUGCGAAGCAGCAACGUGGCUGGCAGAUUCUACACCGCCUGCUCAUGAACCUGCUCGUGUUCAUGGAGCCAUUCCUGCGUCAUGCGAACUCGAACGUGUCUCUACCGGACUCCAUUGCUGCGCUCUACAAGGGUGUGGUGCGUAUCAUUCUGGUGCUUCUGCACGAUUACCCAGACUUCCUGAGCGACUUCUACACGAGCUUUUGUGACGUGUUGCCUGCAGCUUGUGUUCAGCUGCGUAACGUGAUCCUGUCGGCGUUCUCGCGCACGAUGCGCCUCCCCGACCCGCUCACUCUGGGACUUCAGGUCGCGCAACUCCCUGAAGUGAGCGUGGCCCCGCGGCUGAUGCCUGCGUGGGGAGCUGCCCUUACGCACAACGACAUCAAGGAAUAUGUCGACGAGUUCUUGCAUGCUACAGCGAACCGCGCCUCGGUGUUCCCCGCUGACCUCAUCUCCAAGCUGAUGCGUCCUGCCGCCCAGUUGGAGCGCGACCCGACGUCCUGUAAGUACGCGUUGCCUGCUCUCAAUGCGCUGGUGCUGUACCUGGGCAAGGAGGGCAUUGCCGACAUGGCCAACGGUGGUUCAACGCCUACGAAUGCGCCUGCGUCGUCUGGAUCUGAUGGCAAGUCUACGACCAGUAAGUUUGAGCAAACCGCGGCCAUGGAUGUGUUCCGCUACCUGGCGGACGAGCUGGACACGGAGGGCCGCUACUGGUACUUUAGCUCGUUGGCAAACCACCUGCGUUACCCGAACAGCCACACGCACUACUUCAGCUGCGUCAUCCUGUACCUGUUCUCGUACUCGAACAACAAGAUGGUCAAGGAGCAGAUUACGCGCGUGCUCAUUGAGCGUCUCAUCGCCAACCGCCCGCACCCGUGGGGUCUGCUGGUGACGUUCAUCGAGCUGAUCCGUAACAAGAGCUACAAGUUCUGGGAGCAAGACUAUCUCGAGUGCUCGAGUGAAAUCAAGGAAGUGUUCGAUGACGUCGCCCGCACGUGUCUGGGGGGAACGGCACCCGGCGCUUCGAGUGCGAGUCCUUUGGCGUCGCUGGGCGGCAGUGCCAUCUCCCCCAGUUCUUCGUCUUAGAUUAGUAGGGAAUAGUUAGGGACCAACUUGCUUUUCAUCUGCUCAAAUACAUUUCUUUUGCCUGUACUGCAAUGCAAGCCUGUACUA
Molecule: messenger RNA, 7410 nt
Organism: Phytophthora nicotianae INRA-310
Lineage: Eukaryota; Oomycota; Peronosporomycetes; Peronosporales; Peronosporaceae
Exons: 2
Coding region: 733-7323 (2196 amino acids)
Biological process (GO): nuclear-transcribed mRNA catabolic process, deadenylation-dependent decay
Cellular component (GO): P-body; CCR4-NOT core complex
Molecular function (GO): molecular adaptor activity
Source: RefSeq, a predicted model, not a curated record